AUGAAGGAAGCACAAUUAAACACUGAAUCGCCGGCUCUACCAACACGGUCGGGAAAACGCUCUUCUGGGAUACUUCAACAUACAUUACACGACUAUUCAGAAGUCAUCGAACGUCCGACACCUCUCCAGCACCAUCCACGCACCCAUCGUCGCACGCUGUUCAAGGACAGGUGUACGCCAUUUUACGGAGUUCCAAAUCACCGUGUUGCAUUUGAGGUUUGCAAAGACCUCGUUAAUGGUCUGGACUUGUUGCGGAAAGCAGGGUUCUUGCAUCGGAAUAUCAGCGGCUCCACCUGCAUUUUGAACUACAACAGGGAUGCGCAAAUCUAUCGGGCUAAGUUGGUAGAUUUGGAGUAUUGCAAGCGGUAUCAGGAGACAGGAUUCCAUGAUCCCAAAUCCGUGUCGCGCGAAUUUGCCGCUGUUGAAGUCAUGGAUGGCGAGUGGAACCUCGCGAAGAGUGGCCUGGAAAUCCUCCGGUUAAGAAAAACACUCCCUCCCUUCCAUCGACAUUACUACCACGAUCUAGAGUCGCUCUUCAAACUACUAACCUGGUACACAACCACAUAUUUGCCUAUCGACAGGGACAAAAAUCAGGAAAUCGUGGCUAAUCUCGACCUUGUCGGUUGGAAGACAAAGGUCUUUGAUGUUUUGUUCCCGCGGGAAUCCCAUUUAGAGCGCCGCCGAAACCUAUGGGAAAGACCAAACAAGGUUUACAGUGACUUGAUGUUCGUCGUCGGAUGGCCAGAAGAAACGGUCGCUAUCCUCCUCAGCCUCAGCGAGAUACCUUCUCACUUUGAAUCGGAAUACACGGCACUUUAUCGGAAUCCUCCACAGGAUAAAGCAGUGCGGUGGCCCGAUGCAAGGUUCAACGAUUCACUAUACAAGAAAUUUAUCAACACUCUGGACCAUGUCGCUACUCAUCUUGGAACAGUUGGUUCUGUUUCAAUGUGCGGUUUACUGAAUGAGGGGAGGAUGAAGAACAAGAGGCCCGGGGAAGAAAAGGACGAGACUGACAGGAUCCCUAAGAAGCGGGGAUGA
Messenger RNA from Coprinopsis cinerea okayama7#130, 1038 nucleotides. RefSeq names its product other/FunK1 protein kinase. The transcript is spliced from 4 exons. Lineage: Eukaryota; Fungi; Basidiomycota; Agaricomycetes; Agaricales; Psathyrellaceae. Bases 1 to 1038 code for a protein of 345 amino acids. The record is from RefSeq and is a predicted model, not a curated record.